CUCAACAUGGGUGCGGGGGCAUCGACCGCCCACGAGGACAUUCAACCAGAACUAGAUUAUUAUCAGUUGUUAGAGGUCGAAGAAAAUGCAACAGCCGAGGAGAUCAAGAAAUCAUUCAGGCGACUUGCCCUCAUCCAUCAUCCAGAUAAGAACAAGGAUGAUAUUGAAGGCGCUACGAAACGCUUCGCUACAUUGCAACAAGCCUACGAGGUUUUAAGCGAUGAUCAAGAGAGAGCCUGGUACGACUCGCACAAAGCAUCGCUCGCCCCCGAGCCUGACGACGAGACGGUCUUUCAAGAUAUCAAGACUGGUGCCCCUCCUCCUCGAGCCCGUGAUCGAGGUCUUACAGUUCGACAUCUCACAAGAUUCUUCGAUCCGUCAGUCUGGAAUGGAUUCCGAGAUGACGGUGAUGGAUUUUAUACCAUUUAUCGCAACCUGUUCUCCCGUUUAAGGGCGGAGGAGGUCCUUGUUGACGGGGACGCGACUCUUCCGUCCUUUGGUUAUUCUACAUGGUCAUGGACCGUCGUUAAGGGAGAGGACAAUACCGCUGCACGCACAUUUUAUAACGCAUGGAUGAAUUUCACUACUGCAAAAGAUUUCGCGUGGAAGGACCAAUGGAACCCUUCCGAAGCUCCAACCCGCCAGAUCCGAAGAUUGAUGGAGAAAGAUAACAAGAAAGCUCGUGACGAUGCGCGUCGUGAAUACAACGAUACGGUCAGAUCACUCGCCAAAUUUUUGCGAAAACGGGACCCGCGCUACAAGGAACACCUCGUUCGCCAGAGCCAGCUCUCGGGCUCCUCUACUCCCGUUACUAACGCUCCCCGGAAGAAACCGAAUCAGCAGCCACCGGAAUCUUACGUUGAACAGGACUGGCAAAAGAUUGACUCACACAAUCAACACGUCGACUUGGAGUGGGCUGUGGCCGAGGGAGAAGAUUCGGAGGAAUGGGAGUGCGUUGCCUGCGGGAAAACCUUCCGAAGUGAAGCAGCCUGGGACAGUCAUGAACGGAGUAAGAAGCACUUGAAAGAGGUGGAGAGGCUCCGCAGGGAGAUGGAGGAAGAAAGCAUGGAGCUUGGUCUGGAAAGUGAUGCAGAGGAAUCUAUCCCUGCUCCGCAGGAUGGUCUUUCAUCGGACCCAGAACCCUCGAGACCCCCUCGAACGGAGGAUGAUGGUGAGGAAGAGGUCGCUUCCCCGCCUCCUGACACUGCUCCCAUCACAGACCACGAAAAGGAUGAAGAAGAGACCCUUCGAUCCAAACCCAAGAAAACGAAAAAGAAGAAAAAUGCAAAAAUUCGGCUUACGACUGCUGCCAUGGAACCGUUGACAAAGACUGAGGGAAGUAUGGGUCAGAGUCCAGAGCCAGUGGUACCACGAAGCAGAAAAACCAGACCAACCAGACCGCUCGACAAUGAUGCGGAGGUUGGUGACUCGAAACCAGGCGACUCCGCCCCAGCUCCAAAGCCUGAACUCAGUAAACGUGAAAUACGACGUGCUCGACAGGCCAACAGGAAUGAAGCUAAUGAAAAUGCUGAAAAGGCCAAGCUUCGAUGUAAUGUGUGCUCUGAGGUCUUUAAUAGCAAAACGAAACUUUUUCAGCAUGUCAAAGAGGAGGGGCACGCGCUUGGGAAGGAGACGGUUGACCGUAGUCGUAAAAACAAACGGUGA
Messenger RNA from Marasmius oreades (fairy-ring Marasmius), 1665 nucleotides. RefSeq lists its product as uncharacterized. Bases 7 to 1665 code for a protein of 552 amino acids. Gene Ontology annotation, cellular component: cytoplasm. The record is from RefSeq and is a predicted model, not a curated record. The transcript has 8 exons. Gene Ontology annotation, molecular function: nucleic acid binding; zinc ion binding. Lineage: Eukaryota; Fungi; Basidiomycota; Agaricomycetes; Agaricales; Marasmiaceae.